Pestalotiopsis fici W106-1 is the source of this 456-nucleotide messenger RNA. RefSeq lists its product as uncharacterized. Gene Ontology annotation, molecular function: translation initiation factor binding; nucleotide binding. The record is from RefSeq and is a predicted model, not a curated record. The transcript is spliced from 3 exons. Gene Ontology annotation, biological process: positive regulation of translational initiation; transcription initiation at RNA polymerase II promoter; nuclear-transcribed mRNA catabolic process, deadenylation-dependent decay. Gene Ontology annotation, cellular component: P-body; RNA polymerase II, core complex. Bases 1 to 456 code for a protein of 151 amino acids. NCBI's taxonomy places the organism in Eukaryota, Fungi, Ascomycota, Sordariomycetes, Amphisphaeriales, Sporocadaceae.
AUGUCCAACCAAAGCAACGGCACUCGCCGCACGAAUAAUCAACAAACCUCGCGCAGCAAGCCUGUGCCCGCUGGCAAUGAGGAGGCCUCGAGCGUGUUGAAUCUUGGCGAGUUCCAAGAUGUUGACACCUUGACCCUGUCCGAGGCGUCGCUCGUCAUCAAUGCGCUGGUCAACAAGCGCCGGAUAGAAGGCAAGGAUGUCGAGAAGAACGAGAUGCUGACCAAGACCAUGGACUACCUGGAUAACUUUGCGCGGUUUCAGAAGAAGGAGAAUGUGGAGGCAGUCGAGCGCCUUUUGAGCGCUCACAAGGAGUUUCACAAGUUCGAGCGAGCGCAGCUCGGAACAUUGUGCUGCGCCGAUGCAGAUGAGGCCAAGACUCUCAUUCCAUCGCUCACAGACAAGAUCAGCGAUGAAGAUCUGACUGAACUUCUCGAGGAAAUGCAAAAAUUCCGCUAA